AUGGAGUGGUUUCACUGUAAUAACUGUUUCUCGAGAAAAGGCAAGAAAUUUGUUGUGUCCAGCUGUGGCCACCUGCUUUGUGAGAGCUGCGUCAAUCCAAGUCACUGCAGUGUUUGUCGAGCCACCUGCCACUACCUGCCAAUAUCUGACCAGAUGAAACCUCAGGAACAGAUGUUCUUCAGAGACCCCGUGAACCUCAUUCAGACACGUAUGGAACAUAUUGCACAGAUUGCAUUGUUUCAGAAAAAGCAGAAAGACAGGAUCAUAGCCUUCCACAAACACAAAUUAGCAGAGAUGGAAAGAAGGCUAAAGGAAAUCAGCGAGCAGUGCUACAGGCAGGUGUCAGAACUCAAAAAAGAAAACACAGAACUCAAGAAGCCUCUUUCCCAGUGGAAGACAUCCCCUGGGAAGUUUCAAGCCAAUCCUCCUCCUGUAUGUAGAGGCAUUUCAAGGAUGACACUACCAGUGGCUGUUACAUCCCCAGUCACUCCUCGUUCCAGAACUGUAAGUCACCCAGGCUCUCGUGAUACGAUGGAGAGGUUUCGGCACUCAAGACCCAUCCUGGCGACUCCACCAGAUUCAGCCACCCCUGUGUCCUCACUGAGUUCAGUGCAUGAGCAUGGAUUUAGGACACCCAGCUCUGCUAACACACCCUUGAGGUCAGACCACAUGACCCCAACCAUUUUCCAGUUCCAACUUUUGCCAAGGCCAACACUUCAGUCACCACGUCCAUGGAAUGUAUAA
This is a messenger RNA of Pygocentrus nattereri (red-bellied piranha), 744 nucleotides long. Its product is annotated as RING finger protein 212B. Gene Ontology annotation, cellular component: synaptonemal complex. Gene Ontology annotation, molecular function: SUMO transferase activity. The coding region runs from base 1 to 744 and encodes 247 amino acids. NCBI's taxonomy places the organism in Eukaryota, Metazoa, Chordata, Actinopteri, Characiformes, Serrasalmidae. The record is from RefSeq and is a predicted model, not a curated record. The transcript has 12 exons. Gene Ontology annotation, biological process: reciprocal meiotic recombination; protein sumoylation; homologous chromosome pairing at meiosis.